Molecule: messenger RNA, 2937 nt
Organism: Trichophyton rubrum CBS 118892
Lineage: Eukaryota; Fungi; Ascomycota; Eurotiomycetes; Onygenales; Arthrodermataceae
Exons: 5
Coding region: 940-2937 (665 amino acids)
Molecular function (GO): ATP binding; ATP hydrolysis activity
Source: RefSeq, a predicted model, not a curated record
AAAGGUUUUUCCGGACUCCAGGGAUUUCGAUAGUCAACGAAGAGUUGUCUGGUGUUCAAUGUCCUUUCGCUUGUUUGUUCCCCCUCUUGCGAUGAUGAGAUGACCUGAAGCAGCCAAAUAAUAAUAACUAUUUAGUUAAUUUAACUACGCCAAAAGCCGCCAUCACACGCGUUUCGGGCAAGUUGGGAAGGAACUCGGUCACGUGGAGUUAAGUUAACACUAGUUAAAGUUAGUGUCAGAUAUACUUAUGUAGAGCUUAGUCAGCUCUCAGUCUACUUACAUAAGCUAUCUAAUUGAAGGAGCUGACUAAGCGAGAUUUGACCCUAGUAAACUUUAACUUUGAGCUAGCAAUAGUUAAUUGGCUAUUUUUGAUUUUAAAUUCCUAUUGGCUGAAAAUGCGGCUGUCUCGACCGCAGCAAAGCCCAAUCGGGUCUCCGCUUAUGCCGCUUCCAAUAAUGCUCAACAUCAACAUCGCGAAGCUGAACUAUAUAAAAGGAGCCUUUUACUCCUGAAGGAAUGGAAUUAUUUCUAGAUGCUCACACAUAGUUAGUUGAUCAACCCAAGACACUAAUUAUGACCUCAGGAAGACAAGAGCCUGUCAUCGUUGCGUCCUGCAAACAAACUCGGUUCCAUCUAGCCGAGGGCAAGGGUUCAGGCGAGAUCGAUAUUCAGGGGCUAGACAUACUUAUUGCCUCUCGCCCAUCUCAGAGUCAGGAUGCAGAGUCUUCAGGGGCAGGAAAGGCGAAGGCCCGAAAGAAGGAGAAAGCUGGCCUAGGGAUGGAGAUUCUCACUAGUGCGAAUCUUCGUUUAAAGGCCGGAGUCCAUUAUGGCCUCGUUGGUCGAAAUGGGACAGGGAAGUCAAGUGAGACUAAUCCCUGUAUUCUUGUGGGUAGAUAUGAUACCUGGUAUUGACAUGUCUGAUUAGCCCUCCUCCGAGCUAUGGCCGAUAGGCUGAUACCCGGGCUGCCUGAGCGUGUCAAGAUUGCAAUUCUCCAACAAACUGAUGUUGAAGUUGACCUCGAUUCUGAUCCGGUAUUGUUGGCCGGUAAGGGGACAGCAGCAUUACAGGUCAACGAUGAACCGUCAAAGAAGGAGCCAAGGACUGUUUUACAACAGGUCCUGCAAAGUGAUACGUCACGGAAUGAGGUCACAAGAAAAGUAAAGAUUCUAUCACAGGCGCUGGAAGACCAUGAGGACCCCCUGGCACCAGUAAAGGCCAUCAGACAACUACGCCAUGAAGCUUGUCAGCACCAACUGUUUCUGGCUCAGAAGAAUGCAAGUCUGAGAAGCGGCGCUAGGGGGCUACAAGCAAGAAAGGACUUAAAGGUAGCGGAAAGCAGGCUUGAAGAGUCAGCAGAGUAUCUCAAUCAUGAUCUUACAUCUUUGGAUGGCUCGAAAGUCGAUGAAGACACGCAGGCAGCCAUUUCGUUACUUGCUGAUGUGGAGGCACAACUUGAAAGUAUGAAUGUUGUAGACUUGGACCAAGAAGCUCGGAAGGUUCUUCUUGGUCUAGGCUUCAAAGACACUGAUUUUGGCCGACCGUUCCUCUCUCUAUCAGGAGGCUGGCGUAUGCGAUGUGUGCUGGCUGGAGCAUUGAUCCAAAGUGCAGAUAUUAUGAUUCUGGACGAACCAACUAACUUCCUUGAUAUGCUGGGCGUGAUAUGGCUGGAAACUUACCUCAGUCGAAUGCAGGAGAAUUCCGAUAAGACAGUGGUGGUAGUUUCUCAUGAUCGGGCAUUCCUCAAUAAUAUAUGCGAGGAGCUUAUAAUCCUUAGGGACAAGACACUUACCUAUUUUAAGGGCAAUGUGUCUGCAUAUGAGCAAGACCGAGAGUCUCAAAAGCUUUACUGGGGGCGUAUGAAGGAGGCGCAGGAACGACAGACGGCGCAUAUUGAGAAUACUAUCAAGAACAAUAUGAAGAUAGGCAAGAAGACAGGAGACGAUAAUAAACUGCGAAUGGCCAAAUCCAGACAGAAGAAGUUGGAUGAUCGAAUGGGGGUACAGGUAAGCGCAACAGGAGGCAGAUUCAAGCUGAGCCGUGACCGUGUUGGAUGGCAUGAUUCUAUGCGAGCUGAGAUCGAGGUCCCGGCGGACGAGAAGGGGGUAUCAAUCGACCUUCCAGAGGCGCCAGACCUGAGGUUCCCGGGACCGCUUCUCUCACUUGAAGGUGUGACAUUUCAGUAUAAACGCAACGGCCCUGUUGUGCUCAAGUCCAUUGACCUGGUGAUGCACAUGGGCGACCGUGUAGGGAUCUUGGGUCUCAACGGAUGUGGCAAGUCAACGUUAUUGAAAAUUCUAGUGGGAACAUACGAGCCAACACAGGGGAAGAUAUCUCGACACCCUCGACUGAAGCUAGGAUACUACUCCCAACACUCGGUCGAGGAGCUUCAGGAGCUCGGAAGAUCGUCGCCAACGGAGACGGGACUGAGUCUACUCUGCAGGGAGACAGAAGGCGUGCUCGAUGAAGGGGAAGUCAGAGGCAUGCUCAGUUCGCUAGGAUUGCCUGGACGGACGGCGUCAGACGUCCCCGUCUGCCAGCUAUCGGGUGGACAGCUGGUUCGGCUUGCGCUUGCCCGGAUCCUUUGGCCGAUGCCACAUAUCUUGGUGCUCGACGAGAUCACGACGCAUCUCGAUUUCCACACCGUACUGGCCCUAGCUGCAGCUCUCUCGUCAUAUAACGGGGCUCUGCUGCUAGUCUCCCACGAUCGAUACCUCGUUCGGAAGGUGGUCGAAGGCAAGGAGAACCGAGAUGGCGACGAUGACGGCGGCGGUGUAAUGGCAGAGCAUGAAGCCAAGGACCGCGGAGCGGCAGCUGUGGAUGAAUCCCAACGCCGAGAUGUCGUUGUGCUCAAGGCUGGCAAGCUGCAGCUGCAAGAGGAUGGAGUCGACCAGUUCGAGGCCAGCCUGCAGAAACGGGCCCGGAAGAUGGUUGCUUAG